Aspergillus pseudotamarii is the source of this 1264-nucleotide messenger RNA. RefSeq names its product transcriptional regulator SPT3. Gene Ontology annotation, biological process: transcription by RNA polymerase II. The transcript has 4 exons. The coding region runs from base 112 to 1092 and encodes 326 amino acids. NCBI's taxonomy places the organism in Eukaryota, Fungi, Ascomycota, Eurotiomycetes, Eurotiales, Aspergillaceae. The record is from RefSeq and is a predicted model, not a curated record. Gene Ontology annotation, cellular component: SAGA complex. Gene Ontology annotation, molecular function: transcription coregulator activity; protein heterodimerization activity.
CUUGAAUUCACUCAUUUCGUUGUUAACAGUCUUAACGCGAUCAUCUAUUUGUAUUGUAGUUGUUUUUUCUCGCUGUGAAUUAUGUUAAUUUGUCAUUUUUGAUUCGCCAACAUGUCGACCGAUCGAACUCCGAAGUAUCGGCAGGAAAUCCAGCAGAUGAUGUUCGUCUCUGGAGAGACUGCCGAGCCAUCAGUGGAAACAACUACUCUGAUAGAAGAGAUCGUUCGCCAGCAAGUCGUUGAGAUUCUCGCACGAAGUACAACGCUGGCAACACGGCGAGGAGUCCGCUCUAUCUCAACUGAUGAUUUGAUCUUUCUCAUUCGACAUGACAAGGCCAAGGUCUCGCGCCUGAAAACUUUCCUUUCCUGGAAAGAUGUCCGCAAGAAUGUCAAAGACUCGGAUGACAAGGGCGGUGCCGACGCUGCUGAAUUUGCGGGAGCUGAUGACCCCCUUGCGGGAGGUGUCGUCGCCGGACCACAAGAUGUCGCUUCAAAGCCCAAGAACAAGAGGGCCCGUGUUGGUCUCGCAUGGGAUGUGAACAGUUUCUACUCGGUCCAGGUUCCAGAGCGAGAGGACGAGGAAGACGAAGAGGAGGAGGAGCAGAACUAUGCAACGCUCCAGCGUCUUGCUGCAGCAGACGAGCGAACCAAGAACAUGACUAAGGAAGAGUACGUGUUCUGGUCAGAAUGUCGUCAAGCAUCCUUCACCUAUCGUAAGAGCAAGCGUUUUCGUGAGUGGGCCGGCUUUGGUAUCGUAACCGAAUCAAAGCCCAACGAUGAUAUUGUCGAUAUCCUUGGUUUCCUCACGUUCGAGAUCGUCCAGACAUUGACCGAGGAAGCCCUCAAGGUCAAGGAACGCGAAGACCGGGAGAAGAAUCGCCGAGGAGGUGCGGAAAAUGGUUCAGGCGAAAAUACUAAGAAGCGUAAACGUGAAACUGGUCUCUUCGAUCCUCCUGAGGAGGGCCGAACACCGGUUGAACCGAAGCAUAUCCGUGAGGCAUAUCGUAAACUUCAAGCGACUCCGAACAAGAAUAUCGCAAUGCUUCUCCACAAUGGGCGCGUGCCAGCACGGAUGCCUUUGAGACUGAUUUAAUGGGAUGGCUUUACAUUAAGCUCGUACCGGAAAUAAUUGGACUUACAAACACAAGAUACCCACAUGAUGACUGUACGAUAUCUCGACUUCUCUUACAUUUCCUUUGUUUUCUAUCUGGGGUAGACAGUUUCGUUCCUUUAGCGCCCCCUGUAUUAUUUGAAUAUCAAUCAUU